AUGAAUGCUGAUAUUGUGAAAGAAAACGACUCUGAAAUACUUACAAAAGUGUUGAGUGGUUCAUUAUCAAACUCCGAAAUUUAUCAGUUGUUGUACAGUGCAGUUGUUGAUAAACACUAUAGUUUUUUGCAGUGUCUUUUGAAGCAUUCACGAUUAGACUUCUAUGAACCUUUUGAAGCAGAUGGGUUUCGUCUGCCAAUUCUACAUCAUGCUGUUCGAUUGGGUGACUUUAAUGCUUUCAAAUUACUCUUGGAAUAUGGUUUAAAUCCUCUUGUAUGUACUGGUAUUUGUCAACAAAAUGACACAGAAUUCAUCUGUGAAGACAUCAUACAAUUUGCAUUUCGUUUUACAUCUAAUCCAAAUAAUCAGAAAUCUAUAUUACUAUUGUUUCAAACAUUUUUACACAAACUAAUUACUAACCUCGUGGAAGCUUGUCGCAGAGGUGAUGAUAAGUCGAUUGAACAAUUAUUAACAUCGUCAUCAUCAGGAAGUUUACGUAUUCAUUGUACAGUUAAGAGGUUUGCUAGUAGACAAUUUCAUUUAGUGGUGAAUUCGUCAAAUUCCUCUCAUGAUUCAUCUACCGAUCAUGUUAAUGAUAGUACUAAACCUAUUCAUCAACCAUUAACUAGUCUAAUAUCGAAUCGUUUGAAAAGUUUCAAAUUCAAUCGACGAUUAUCAUGGAUUACAGGAUCUAAUCGAGAUAAUGAAAAGAUGGAGAAGAAGGAGAAGCAGGAGGGACAGCAACAACAGGAUCGACCUCAAACUAUGUUGGAAUCAUUAUCAUUAAAAGAAAUUUUACGCUGGAGUUCUGAUGGAAUUUCUGAAUCAUAUAAUUUACAAUCCAUGAAUAAUGAUCUAUGGGAAUGGGCAAGGAGUCAAGUUAAAUCUCUGUUGGUUAUAUGUGUACAAAAUAAUUACAUACGAUGUCUUAACAAAUUAUUACAAGUUGGUUUUGAAGUUAUCCCAGUGAAUUCUUCUUUAUCGUCAACCUUCUCAGCAACUGAAGAAAGUGUAGAACUGUUAAAUCACAACCAAGAAAUCAAUCAUGAUUCAAAAUUUAAUGAUGGAUUGAGAAUUUUAGUUGAAGAUAUUAGUUCUAUUGGAAAACAACAAUUAUGGAUUGAAUCCGUUUGCUCCAAUCAAGAAAGUGCUAUUCAUACUGCUGUACGACUAAAUAGAGAAGAAGCAGUCAAGUCAAUAAUUCAGUGGGAACCAUAUUCAUUAGCUGUUACAUGUCAUAGUAACAAUGAUUUAUCAAUUGGUAUAUUACCAAUACAUAUUGCUUGUGCUUUAAAUCGUUUAAAUUGUUUACAAUUAAUAUUAACAAUGAAUACAUCCACAUUGUAUUUGAAUAAUGAUCAUUAUAAUAUUGAAAACAUUGAAUCUAAACUUGAUUCAAAUCAUUGUAAUCUAUUUUCUUGUCGAAUAAAUAAAUCACCAGGUUUAUAUAAACAUUAUUAUUGUAUUGAUCAAUUGGAUAGUUAUAAUAUGACUGGCUUUCUUUUAGCUGUAAUACAUGGUCAUGUGGAUAUUGUACGUCAGUUAUUAAAAUAUACAGUGAAAGCUAAAAAAUUAAUGAAUUCUACAACAACAGAAUUGAAUAAUUUCAACAUUGACAUCAAUCUUGAUCAUUUUUAUCAACAUCAUUCAACUGUUCCUGAUAAUAAUACUAGUACUAUUAAUACUACUGAUAAGUUUACUUGCUCUAACCAACUAAAUGUUUUGGGCAAUCAACAUUCGUCAUUAACUGAUACCUAUAUAGAUCAUACUGUGUACUAUGAUGUAUGUCCAAUUGAUAUUUAUCGAAAAAUUUCAGCUUGUUGGUAUUUUUUUACUUCCAUUGAUAAUAAUAAUUCUACUUCAUUGAAUUAUAAUCGACGAUCAUCGAUUAUUAUUAAUCCUCGAUGUCAUCAAAGUUUAGAUGACCAUGCGAUUUGUGGAUAUUUUAAUGCAUUACAAUUGUCUGUAAUGACUGGAAAUAUUGAUACAGUUUCAAUUCUGGUAGAUUAUCUCAGUCAAGAAGUGAAUACAUUCUGUACAUCUUGUAUGCAUGGUCAGUGUUAUAUUCCUCAAGAUAAUUCUACGUUAUCUACGUUGUCGUUGUCGAAUCCCACCUGUUACAGUUCUCAUUUAACUGAUGAAAUAGUGUCAUCUAAUUUAAACUCUACAAAUCUACAAUCAAUUAUUACAACUCCACUUGGUUUAACAUGUUGUCUAGCGGAAACUGAUGAAAAUAAAGCUAUUGAAAUAGCUUCAAUUCUAUUGAAUAUUGGUGCAGUUGAUUUGAACAAUCAAUUAUUUGUAUACAUGAUGAAAAAAUCAUUUUAUAAGUUUGCCGGUUUGCUGUUUAUACAUGAGAUACUACUUAAAUCUACUGAAAUAAACAAGCCUAUUGAAAAAGAUUCUACAGUUAUUAUAAGACAUUUAAAUUUAUCUAACAUGAAAUCUCUUCAAUCUUCAAUAAUAUCAAAUUCAUUCUGGUAUUUAAAUUCUAUCAUACCACAAUGGAUUAAACUUCUAGAAGAUCUAUCGAAAUUCAACUAUGUCAGUUCAUUGAAAUCGUCAUCAUCAUCAAUGUCAACAUCAGUAAAGCAGGAAUCUACUAUGAAUGAAAAUAAUGAUAAUCGUGAAUUAUAUAAAUAUAUUAGUCAACUAUUUUUAUCACUUCUACGACCUACUUUCACUAUGAAUUUUUUCAAUAAUAUAUCUAAUCAGUUGAUUACACGUAUUACAAUGUCAAAUUGUGGUUUAAAAACACUUCCAUGGUGUUUAUUUAAUUGUGUUAAAAAUUUAAAGGAAUUAGAUUUAAGUAAAAAUCAUAUUCGAAAUUUACCUACACAAUUACCGAAUGUUCCAAUGGCAUAUCGCUCAUGUCAAUUCGUCUCUACUUGUUGGACAUCUAGUUUGAUCUAUUUAGAUUUAUCAGAGAAUUAUCUGGACUAUUUACCAUCAUGGUUAUUUGUCAAUAUGUAUGAAUAUGAACAAGGCAUCAUAUCGUCCUCUUGUAAAGGAAAACUAAACAACAACGUCAUUGAUUCCCAUCCUCUUCGUCGAUGUUAUUCAGAGACCUCAAUCAAUACCACUACUUCUUCAUUAUAUCAUACAACAGUGAUGAAUGAUUCUUUUGCACCAAAUUUGUUACAUUUAUUAUUAUCAAAAAAUCAAUUACGUGUACUACCAUCGGAAAUAUGGACAGGCUCAUUAUGGUGUAAAUUGGAAUCUCUUGAUUUAAGUUGGAAUAAAAUUACUUACUUACCAAUGCCGAAUUUAUUAAAAGUACAAUUUGAACAUUCGCGACAAAUGUAUAAGCAAUCAUUAUAUAUGAAAACACAAUGCCUAAAAGCAACUGACAAAAUCAAUUACUGUACUCUAUUUCCAAAUAGUACUGAAGGAGUUACAUUUAAUUUUAAUUCAGAAAGUGUUUCAUACCUACCGACUGAUCAACUGAUAACUACAAUAACAAAUCAUUAUCAACCUGUAGAAAAUUAUAUUACUUCUAAUAUUAACAAUUAUAAUGACAAUCUAUUUGAAAGAAAACUUGUUGACUGUUUAUAUCAAUAUGAACAACAUACAAGUCAUCUUACACAUCUUUGGUUACAUCAUAAUUGUCUUAAAACAUUACAGUUAACUCAUUCAAUUUCUUCAAUCAACAAUUAUUCAACUCGUAUACAUUCAUCGAAAUUAUUACAUCAAAUAAGUCUUGCUCAAAUUUGUCCAAAUCUUCUAUAUUUAGAUGCUAGUUAUAAUUCUAUUGAGAAUUUUUUCGAUUUAUUUUUAUGUCCAGAAUCUAUCAUUUAUAUUGAUUUAAGUUAUAAUCAUAUGAAAAUCCCUGAUGAGCAUCAUCAUCAUCAUGAUUAUGAUUCUCAAUCAUCUUCACCAUUGGCAUAUUGUCAGUUUGAAACUUUUUCUAAAUCAUUUUCGAUGAAUAGAUGCCUUUCUGAGAAGAAUAGAUCCAACUCUACAUCAUAUUCAUUACGUAAUUGGAAUUUAAAUACAUUCUCAAUGUAUAAUUAUUACUCAAAAUUGGAGCAUCUCAAUUUAAGAGGCAAUCAAUUUCAUAUAUUCCCUUAUUGUUGUUAUACUAAUACAUUAAUCGAUAAACUUAAUCAAACGAAGAGAUUCAAUGAAUUUCAACUGAUCAAAUCACUUUCAUUUGGUAUACAGUCAUCAUAUGAAGUAAAUUUGGCAUCAUCUUAUUUAAUGUCAACUGAAAAAGAAAUUUUGCUAUUAUUUUCAAAAUUGAAAUCAUUAGACUUAGGUGAAAAUCCUUAUUUAAAAUGUAUCUGUCCUAGUCUGUUACAUUCAAUGAAUUUACAAUACCUUUCAUUGGAUUGUUGUAUAACGUUGUGCGAGCUACCGGGUGAUUUAUUUCGUCUGCCAAAUCUACAAAGUAUUUUAUUAAAUAAAACACCAUUUAUCAAACAUUUAGCAACACUGAUCGAUCCUACUUUAAAAGUAAACCAAGUUGUUGGAAUACAAGGCAAUAACAAUAAUGAUAAUGAUAUUAAUGAUUAUCCAAAUUUGAAUGAAAAAAUCUACACACGACGUAUACUUUCAUGUUUGAAAUCAGUAACAGAUCAAUCCUAUCCGUAUACUCGAUUUCGUGUAAUGGUUGUCGGUCCAUCAGGAGUGGGUAAAACUACAUUAGUUCGUUUGUUACAAGCAUCUAAAACUGAGAAAUCUUCCUAUCAAACUAAUUUCAAUGGAAAUCCAUUUGAAACUGAUGUGCAUACAUCAUCAUCAUCAUCAUUGCGAUCUAAUGAAACUGAUAAUAUACCAGAUCAUCUUUUACCUUCAGUUCAAAUUACAAAUUUAACAAUAAGUCGUCAUAAUAACAGUAAACCUAAUGAAUCUAUUAACGCAAAUGUUUCAAGUGGAAUUACUAAUAAUAAUACUGAUACUAAUCGUAAUUUCUGUGAGGCAUUAUCAUUCAGUAUUUGGGAUUUGGAAAAAAGUGUGAACACCACCAUAUCAUCUGUUAAUACUACUGCUAAUAAUAAUGAUAAUUUUGAAAGUAGUAUGUCUGAUAUGUCUUCUGAAUUAGUUUUUCCAUCCGAAGUUAUAAUUAAUACUCAAUUGGGCAUACAUUGUCAAUUAACGAUAUAUUUAGUUCUGUGGAAUACAGUCGAUGGUGUAUUAGGAUUGAAUCGAAUUACUCCAUGGUUGAUGAAAAUCAAGUCAAUUAAUCCAAAUUGUCCAAUUAUAUUAAUUGGUACUUACUUAUCAAAUAUCAGUAGUAUAAAUAAAAAAACAAAAAAUAUCAAAAGUCAUUUCAAUUUAAUGAAAAAUAUUAUUCAUAAUAGAUUUUAUAAAAAUUCCGAUUUAAAUGCUUAUGGAUUACCAUAUAUAUAUAAUUAUAUGUUUAUAAAUUUAUCCAAUAUAAAUGAUAAUAAAUAUGAAAGAAUACAAAAGAAGAUAUCUAAAUUAAUUACAUUAUUGUAUAAUGCUGCUUAUCAUUUUAAUAUAACAAAUCGUACAGCUGAUAUUAUGUUACCGAAUAUAUCAAUCAUUCCAAGUUUAUCUCAAUCAUUUUUACAAUUAUCAAUACCGAAAUUAUAUCAUUUAGCUGAUAGUAUAACACAACAAUUAACUAUUGAAAUAUUCAAUAAUCAAUUGAUACCAAUUAUAGAAGUUAAUAGAUUUAUAUUCGAGUUGAAUAAAUGUCUUUCUAAUUUGCUGCCUCAUCCGAUAAGAGUUUGUUUUUCAUCAAAUAAUAAUAAUAACAAUGGCAGUGCUCCUGUUGACUUAUUGUCCACAUCGUCGUUGUCGUCCUCGUCGUCACCAUCAUCAGCAUCAUCUUCAUCAUUAUACGUAACUUCUUGUAUACAUGGAUUUUAUACUUAUGCUGAUAUCAAAAGUAUAUUAUUAUUUCUCAAUCAUAUUGGUACCAUUCUUUAUUUUAGUCAUCAUAAAUUAUUAAAAAAUUAUGUCUUUUUAUCACCUCAAUGGUUAUUGAAUACAUUAUUAAAAUUAAUGAUGAAUAUACAUAAUAAACAAUUAAGCGAUAUGUUUAAGAAUUGUCAUACAUUAAAAAGAACAAAAUGGAUGAAUACCGACAAUGUUCAACGCCGAAAUUGUGAUGACUUCAUGAGAUCAUCAUCAGAUAUAAGUCAGUUACAGGAUCAAGUAAACGAUGAUGAUGAUAAGGAUAGUAAUCAUAGUAAACAUAUUCCUAAUAUUGUAGAUAAUAAUAAUUCAUUUUAUUGGAAACGUAAUUCAGCUCUUAUCGAUUCGUCUUACUUAACUGAUUUAAUUAAAUAUUCCAUGAGAACUAGGAAGAUAGUCAAUGAUAAUACUAGCCAUAUCCAUAUGAACAACCUUCAUGAUAUACCACUAGAAGAAAUCUUUCUAGGAUUAUUUAAACAAUUUGGUUUAAUGGUUUCCAUUAUUACUAAUGAUGAUCUUAAAUGUCAACAUUCUGAUAGCUCGAAAAUGAGAAAACAUAAAAAUCAAUUAUUAUUACUGCCAUCAUUAUUAGCUGCGCGUUGUUUUCAACCGGGACGUUUACAUUCUUAUUUACAACCAGCAGUGAUUAGAUAUGAGGAGAACUAUCCAUCUGUAAAACAAGGUUCAUAUCUUCGUUCUCAAUCACUUGGUGUUUCAACUUAUCGACCGAGAUAUACUGUACACCGCAUGCAGUCGAAAUUGCGACCUGUAAAUAAUGUGAAUACAGUUGAAAGUUGUAAUAAUACUAAUAAAAAUAAUAAUGAGGAAACGAAUCACCCUAGAUUGUCGCGGUUUUUAAGUUGGCAUGUUCAAACUUCUGUCAGUAAAGAAAUUGUUCGAUUAUAUGCUGUUACUUAUGUACCAUUUGGAUUUUGGACAGAAUUGUAUACAAGAUUAUUAAAUGAUAUAAGUCUAAAUGAGAUAUGUGGACGCAUCUAUAACUUAUCAAAAUUACCAUCUGAAUUAUUUCAGCAAUUAUUAUGCAACAAUGAUAACUUCAAAAAUGGCUUUCAAUAUAAUUGUUCCAGUGGUAGUUGUAAUGAACAUGGUCAUGUUGACAAUUGUCAUACAUUUAUGAAUACAUCAUCACAAUGUAGUUUAAAGCCUGAAUGGACAGUAUGGAAACGUGGUAUGCGUCUAUCACUUGGUCAUGGUCAAAUCGGCUUAGCACGUUUACAACAAUUGACACGUGCCAAUUGUGCAUUGUUGAGAAGUCAAUCUUUCAAACAAUCAUUUUUGAAUCUUGCCAACAAUCGACAAUCACCAUCGUUACGUGCUUUUGUUUCUUCCUGUUCUCCUCGUUCUUCGUCUUUUUCUUCUACUAGAAAUACAAAUGAAUUAAUUUCAAAACUUCUUCCCCAAUCUUAUUAUCAUGAAGAAUGGGAUGAACCAUGUGCUAUAGUUGGUGAAGAAGUUAUGAAACAAAAUAAAAAAUCAAUAAUCAUGAAUCAAAAUAUUUCUAAUCGUGAGAAGGACUUUAUUUCGUUUAAUUUACAACUAAAUAAUGAUUUUGUUUAUCGUAGUGGUGUUGUAGAAACAAUUAAACAUUCAUAUGAAGGACGUUGUUUACGGUUAAUGCAUUGGGUAGUUCAAGAUGAUCAAAAAAAGGAAGAAUUUCAAUCAUUUUCUACGACAAUGAAAACAAUGACAACAGAAUCAUCAACGUUAGCAACAACAGCUUGUCAGGAACAAACUGUAAUGACAGCAUCUGAUUUCAGAAUACGUUGUAACCAUGGUUACCUAACUGAUCAAGAACAUGAUACAUUCCAAAACUCAUGUCUUAUUGAAAUUUACUUACCAAAUUUAAAUAUCUACUGGGAAUAUAAACAAACUGACAAAUAUCCAACAGUCAAUUCUAAUCAAGCACAAAACCAGUUGGAAGUUAUUAAUUCUCUACGAAAUCAUUCUCAACUUAGACAAAAUAAUUUAAGUCCAGAUCCUCAAGCAAUUGCUGAACUAUUAACAAAAUUAGUCAGUCAUAUUGACACAUUAUUAGAAGAUUGGUAUCCAGAUCUAGGAGUGAAAUUAAAUCAAUCUAAUGAAGGUAUUUAUUUAGUUGAACGUAUUAUCCCAUGUUGUGCCUGUCUUGCUACACCAAACCGUUAUCUCAAUAAUUUUUCAAGACAAUCUCUUAGUUUUUCCACCGAUAACCAUCUACAAAAUAUGAUGAAGAAUUUCUCUUCUAGUGGUGUCAAUAAUCAGUUUAAGGAAAUGGACAAAAACCGCAAUGGAAACAAGUAUUGUUUAAAUCAAUUCUCAUUACAUAAUAAGAAAUUAUCUAAAUCUGUUCAAUUUUUAAAUCAUACUGAUAAUCAAUUGAAAUCUUCUUAUUUGAACUCAUCUAUAUUAUCCAUUACAAAUGAUCUAUUCACUAGUGAUAGUAAUAAUAAUAAUACGAUCACGGAGAAAUAUUUGGCACAUCAUAAUAUGUCUACUUCUUCGAAAUGGUCAUGGCCUUUUAAAUGGAAUCGAUAUAAAAGAGCACACUCAGCAGAUCCAUUAAAAAUUACUAACGAUAGUAAAAAUGAAAAUGGUAAUCAAAAUAAAUUAACCGAUCCAUCAACAGCCUAUACGUCGUUUGUUUAUGGUAUCAGUGUUAGUGAAUAUAUUCAUUGGUAUGUAAUGAAGAAAUCAAAUAAAAUAUUACAGCCUGGAGGAUUAUAUUGUCCUAUACAUUCAUCUAUUCAGUUAUGGGCUCCAGAUUUACAAUUUAAAGAUAUUCCUUCAACACUUUUUAUUUCUACUGAUCGUGUCCAUUUAUUGGAAUUUCUUGGACGUGGCGCUUUUGGUUCAAUAUUUAAGGGUUCUAUAAAUAAUUCUCUUCCAAUUAAACAACAACAAACAGGACGAUUAUCAAAUAAAAUUCCACUUAAAACAACCAACCAAUUCAACAACAAUCACACCAAAGAAUUCAUUCGUGAAGUAGCCGUAAAACUUUGUUCUCCUAUUCAUCCAAACUUAAAUAGCAGUAGUAGUAAUUGUAAUCCUAUGUUUAAUUCUGUCGAUUGUGAGCGUAUCAAUUUAUCAUCGUCGAAAGAGAAGUGUUCUACUUCGAAUCUUUCCGAUGCUUUGUUUCUAUAUCGUCAGGAGCAACGUAGAUGGUUGCAUAACCCAAUUGAAGCCUGUUUAACUGCUUAUCAGGAAAUUCGAGCUGAAUUGAAUAUUCUGUUACCGAUUACAAGAAAUUCAUUGUAUUCCGAUCAGUAUUCUUUUUCAUCAUCAUCAUCAUUAUUAUUAUUAUAUCAUAAGAGUAAACAUACUAACCGAUUAUGUAAUAGUUAUAGUAUCCAAGAGAAACGAUCUAAUCAAAGUUGUUUUAAUAAAUGUUUACAAAAGAAUAAAUUAAAAGAUUCGAAUAGUAAUGAUAAGGCAAAUAAUAUUAGUAAUAAUAACUUACUUAUAUGUUAUGGAAUUAUAUAUCCUAAUCCUAUUGGAUUUCUAAUACCAUUAAUACCAUUAGGCAAUUUAUCGGAUUAUUUCACUUCCCUAUUAACAUCAUAUCAAGAUUUAUUAAAGACAACAGUGAAUACAUUGGAAAUAUCCUCAGUAACAACCAAUUGUAUGAAUGAAUUAUUUAUUAAUCAUCCAUUACAUCCAAUCACAAUGAUGUUAAUUAUUAAUCAGGUAGCUAAAGGACUUGCAUAUCUUCACUCUUUAUCUAUUGUUCAUCGUGAUGUAAAAUCGGAAAAUAUAUUAAUUUGGUCAAUACCACCACCUUCUACAAUGAUGACGAUGAUGGCGUCAUCAUCAUUGGCAUCGAAUGAUCAAAAUCCAUCUAAAGUACAUAUUGUACUAACUGAUUAUGGUGUUAGUCGAUUCAUGAGUGUACGUGACGAUGAUGAAGGUGAUAAUGGAUGCAGAGGAUAUGUUGGUACACCUGGUUAUAUGGCCCCUGAAAUUUUAGACUAUAUAGGUGAACAAACAUAUACUUCAAAGGUUGAUAUUUAUGCUAUGGGAAUUUUAUUAUGUGAAAUGAUUCAAUUAGAACAACCGUACAAAAAAUUAUCAUCGUCAUUUUAUCGUUUAGCUCAACAAGUUAUUUCAGGUGUACGUCCUGAUAUUCCACAGCAUUUUAUUAAACGUUGUCCUAUUACAUUAAUCAAUUUAAUGACAUAUUGUUGGGCAUCAGAUUCAAAUAGACGACCAUCAGCUGAACAAAUUGUACAUUUAACUAAUUCAUAUCAAUUAUCUACAUCAUUAUUAUCAUUAUCAAAUGAAAGUAUUAUCAAUGAUUGUAAUGAUGAUAAUAUGAAGAAGGAAAAGAAGUCAAAUUCAUUAUCAAUUCAUUAUCAAAAUAAUUGUUUUAGUCAUAUUCAAUCGGUUCAUUCAAUUGAUUUUUUGAAAGUUGUAACUUGUGCUGUAAUAGACAAUAAUUACAAUUUAUGGCUUGGUGGUUAUAAUCCUAUUCAUGAAUCAUUCAUAUUGAAUAAUAAUAAUGAUACACAAUCUAUCAAAUUGGGUUUAUUAAUCAUUAUUCCUUUGGAUAGUUUCUCUACAAAAUCAUCAUUAUUAUUGGCUUCUUGGCCAAAAAUCCAUGUAUUAAAACAAUAUUUUAAAAGUUUUAUAACCCAAUAUAACUUAUAUAUUAAAUUAUCCGAUUGGCCAAUUCAUUUAUGUUUAUUGAAUAUGAAUGUUGAUGAAGAGAUGGAAAAAAGAUGCAAAAAUUCUGAUAUUUCACCUCAAUUAAUAACUUGUUUAACAUACUUUGGUGAAUUAAAAAUAUAUGGACUAAAUAAUCAACAUUCUUUAAAGUAUGUUUGUCUUUCAAAAAUACAAUUAUCGCAAUGUUGUUCUACAGUGAAUCGAAUCUCCACAUCAACUACUAAUGACAAUAAUAAUCUUUUUCAAGAAAUCAAUAUGAUACUUAGUUGUAUAAAGUAUGAUUAUAAUCAACAUGUAAUGAAUGAUCAAGAUUAUAAUUCAUCGUUGUCACCACCAUUAUCAUCAUCAUCAUCAGCAACAGCAGCAACAACAUUAUCUAACAGAUGUAUUCAUUUUAUAUUAUGCUUAUCAUUUCCAAAAAUUUGUAUUACAAAGGUUAAUAUUCACUCUAGUUUAAUGUUGAAAUUUGAUCGACUUAUCUUCAUAGAUAUAGAUCAACCUGUUCAUUCAGGGAUUAUUCUUCCAGAAAUUUGUGGUUCUAAUGUUUGGCUUAGUCAAACUGGCGGUAAAUUAGUAUGUUAUGCAUGGAAUGAUUCAAAGUGUGAAAUUCACUCCUCCUCCUCCUCCUCUUCAUCAUCACCAUCAUUACCAUCAAGUUAUCUAAAAUUUCAUUCAUCCUGGUUUGUCCCUUCAUUGUUCAAUUCAGAAUCAUCUUUAGUAACUCAUUUCUUGAUUGGAAGUUCAAAACUAAUCAGUAAUCGUCCAGAGCCUUUGGUGGAAGAUGUUGAUGCAAGUAAACACGUUUGUGUUUGGACAUAUUUAGAACCAGAUGGAAAACUUGACUGUUGGUCAGCUUUUUCACAAACUCUAUUGAGAAGUAUCAAUUUAAUACAACAAUUGGAUAAUGAUAUGUUCACAGAGAACCUUUCAACAUUCGUUGGAUCAGUGAAUGCAAUGGAAUGGCUUAAUUCAUCAUCAAGUAUUCUUUUAUUAACAACCCAUGGUUACUUGAUUCAUAUUAACUUGAUGAAUACUAAUGUUUGUGGUAUUUCGACGACAGUCAGUUUAUCAAAAACGCCCAUGACAACUACCAAUGAUACUACGGUGUUGAGAGCAACAUCAACAACAACAACAGCAGCAGCACAAACAUCCUCGUCUUCUAUAUCACCAUCAUCACAAUCAUUUUGCCAGUUAUUUCAUUAUUAUGGAUCAUUUUCAAAUAAAGAUUUCUCUUUAAUUACUCCAUUAACAUCAUCAAUAUCUCAGAAAAAAAUGACAAAUUUUCCAAAACGUAUCAUCACUAUAAGUAAAGGUUAUUUAGAUCCUUUAAAUUGGAUCAAUCAUAGCUUUUCAUCAUCUUCUUCUUCUCGUUCAUUUACUGAUUCUACAUCUUUUCAAAGUGAUUUCAUCAAAUUGACAAUGUCCACUAAUAAAAAUCAUUCGAAUAUGAUUGAAUGUUUAAAUCAAGAGAAAUUUUAUUUAGCUAAAUUAUUUUCUGAUCAAUUUUUAUUUCCAUAA
Messenger RNA from Schistosoma rodhaini, 12066 nucleotides. The record is from the annotation of a GenBank genome assembly. Lineage: Eukaryota; Metazoa; Platyhelminthes; Trematoda; Strigeidida; Schistosomatidae.